AAUAUCAGACUGUGGCUGACAUAGUAAGUCUCCUAUUUCAAUCAAUCACAAACGAUACUCUAUAAACAGAGGGAUUUACUGAAAAGAAAAGGCUGACUUGCUAUUGGCUUAUUUAUGCACAGGAUCCAUUUCAUAAAUUUAAUUUUUCUUGGUCAAUUUAGUUCAUACGAAGUAAUGUACCUUUCAGAUGAGAACGGCAAAUGAAUUUAAGCAAUUAUUUCCUUGGAAAGUUAUGUAUUUACUAACCUUGUUUGAAGCACCGCUUCCCGUGGAUUUGAUACGUAAAUGUGUGUACCACCUAUCAAUUUAGAAAUUACAAAAGGAAACUAAACUGAUAAAAAGAGGAAGGACUGUGGAAGGAGUUUUUCGGUGCAAUGAAGUCAAAGGUAAAAUAUAUGUUCUGGAGAACUAUUUUAUGCYUGGAAAUUCACUCUUGGAUCGCUCGAAGCGAAUCAUCUGGGUGCAGUGAAACUGGUAUAAAUCAAAACAUCCAGUUAAACAUCACCUGUGAUAAUUAUCUGGAUGUGUACAUAGAUGGUAAGUACAUUGGAGGAGAAGAAUACCCGACUAUAGGRAAGUACGUCAUUAGCACUGGCUCUGAAGUCAUUGCAGUCAAAUGUAAAGGAAUAAAUUCCUCUUCUUUGAGCAAUGCUAUUCUUGCGUCUCUUGGCAACGGCCUUAUAACAGAUCACAAUUGGAAAUGCACGCCAAAACUAGAGGCAGGAUGGAACAAGAAGACCUUUGACGAUCUGGAUUGGUCCCCGGCCCAAGAACUCUCUACAAAUACUCACGGGGGAAUUGUAUUACCAUGGGGACAGAAACACGAUAUUGCUCACGGUGCAAAGUUUAUAUGGACUAACGAUGCUGGCAAUGACAUGGAGAUUUACUGCAGACGAUUGCUGGUUACAAGAUGCAAUGAAAGAAGAUUCCGUUUUUUCACAACAAAAAAUGAAUGGAAAGACAAGGCUCUGAAGAACUCGGUGACGAAGACUACAACUGUUGGAAAUGUUCUUGAAUGCGGCAUGGGAUGCUUGAAUACACCUGGAUGCCUGUCGUUUAAUAUUGAAUAUGAUACGACAAAGAAAGAAAGAUUAUGUGAAAUAAACGAUCAAAAAGGCGCAUUUUCUACGUCCUCCAGAAAARGGUUCCAGUAUUUUGAAAUUACUAAGGCUGGAUUUUGAAUUGUAAGGAAAGGGGCUCAAAAAACGUAGCCAGAAACGAGGAAGGAAAGCUUGGAAAUGGACCUUUUGUUUUACUAAUGUCUCUAUAUGUCUUAAAGGGCGUACCCUUCCUAGCUUGUUUAUAUCACUGAAUUAUUAUGAAUCAAACAGUAUUCAUAUCUAUUUACAAGCAUUACUUUUCCAAAAGCGUCGAAUUCCAAUUCAUGUCGCGAGAAUUCUUCGUUUGCACAUGACGUCGUAAGCGCCAUCUUGAUUAAAUUCAACAAAAUAAUGGUGAAAUGAAUUAUUUUGUUAUAUCGACUAAGGCUCGGGUCAAACGUCGAACUUCACAUGAGUCGAACCAAAUUGAAAAAAAUGGAUAACAAGGCAUUUUUCUUUGAUAUUAUUGAGUUCGGCUCAUGUCAAGUUCGACGCUUGACCUGAGCCAUACACGGCAGUUGUUUCUUUUGUUGUUUCACCCCCUUUGGCAUGAUUGAAAUCCAUCCAUAGGGACCUUACRCACCUGGAAAUCUAGAGGAAGUAUCACCACGUGAUGGCAGCCACGACAGGGGGCACAACAAUAGAGUCUAAUUCCCUUGGGAAACUGAAUCCUUUAUGUGUUAACCAGAUUAGAUCGGGUUCAAUUGUGUCUGCCUCCUGUCAUGGCUGCCUGCACGUGAUGGUUGCAAAGCCUCUAUUUUGGGGUGCUAACUGAACCCAAGACUCUCGCAAUUUAUACUGGUGUGCAACUAAAUUAAGUUCUUGUUUACUAGUCAAUGAUGUUGAUGACAAAAAUAGCAGUCAAAGAAAUGAUGUCUAAAUAUUUUACAUCACGAAGUGAUUUUCUAUUUGCAUGGACUGACCACUAUCCCUUUCAGAUUACUUGUCAUUCUUUUUAGUAUAACUUCCUUGCUUAGUGGUAUUAUUCGAAAAUAGAGGCUUUGCAGCAUCACGUGAUAUCACGUGAUGGCAGCCAUGCCA
This is a messenger RNA of Actinia tenebrosa (Australian red waratah sea anemone), 2141 nucleotides long. RefSeq lists its product as uncharacterized. Lineage: Eukaryota; Metazoa; Cnidaria; Anthozoa; Actiniaria; Actiniidae. The record is from RefSeq and is a predicted model, not a curated record.